This is a messenger RNA of Trichosurus vulpecula (common brushtail), 2577 nucleotides long. It is a transcript of the gene FAM149B1, whose product is annotated as family with sequence similarity 149 member B1. The transcript is spliced from 14 exons. Bases 201 to 1964 code for a protein of 587 amino acids. Gene Ontology annotation, biological process: protein localization to cilium; cilium assembly. The record is from RefSeq and is a predicted model, not a curated record. NCBI's taxonomy places the organism in Eukaryota, Metazoa, Chordata, Mammalia, Diprotodontia, Phalangeridae.
GUCACUUCCGGUGCUGCCGGGGAAAGGAGGGGCUGGCGAAGGAGGAGGGCGUAGGCUGCGGUCGGUAGUCAAGGCGACGGGGAGGGACGGGGGCCGGAGAUUGGCGGGGGGUCGGGGCGGAGCCGGCGCCGGCAGGAGGGCCAAGCCCGGAAGCUCCCACCCCGGGCUCCCCUCUGUGGUGGCGGCUGAGGAGGAGGAAGAUGAUCUCCAGAUACACCCGGAAGUCGGCGCCGCAGAACCUGGAGCUGAAAGGAAUUGCCAAAAAUGCUCUCGAUCAUCAUCCCCUUCCAGAGCAGUUGGAUGAAAUUUCCCCCACUAAUGACAGCCAUGAAAAAGACUCAAGCUACCAGAGUGAAUCUGACAUCACACAAGAGUCACCUUUUACAUCAACUGACACUGGCAAUUCCAGGUCUGCCUUUCCGAGCUACACGGGUACAGGGAUCUCUACUGAAGGCAGCUCAGACUUCUCCUGGGGAUAUGGUGAACUUGACCGAAAUGCCACCGAAAAAGUGCAGUCGAUGUUCACAGUCAUCGAUGAGUUUUUGUAUGAACAAAGGUCAAGCAUCCAUACGAAGGGUCUGCAAGAAGAAUGCCAACAGUGGAUGUCUACCUUUCCUCACCUCAGGAUUCUGGGAAAGCAGAUAGUCCCUCCUUGUGAAGGUUAUGGAUUGUAUCCUAGGUCUCCAUCAGUUACUUCAGCCUCACAUGAAAUGACAUUGAACCAAGAAAGAGAGUCUUCUGUGUUUGGUAUAAGAGGUAAGAAGUUGCCAUUUUCCCUUUCUUAUGUCCAUAAAGAUGCUUCUCUCUCCAAGUCUCCAAGCUUAUGUUCCGUGGAAAGAGAAGAUGAAGAAGAGGGAGUGAUUGUCUCAGAAGGAAUAAUAGAAGAGUAUCUAGCGUUCGACACUACAGACAAGGAAGAUAGGUUACAUGGAAGAAAAUUAGGCCUGUCUUGUGAGAGGAAAAAAUUAGGGUAUCCUCCCAUUGCUCCAUUUCAUUGCAUGAAGGAGGAUGUUCUUGCCUAUGUGUUUGACAACGUGUGGAGCAAGAUGCUGGACUGCAUGGAGGAGCUGAUUCGGAGGCACUGGGAGGGAUCAGCUUCAGAUGAUGAGAGCAAUGCUUUGACAACAAGAUCUGAUUCUGAAAGCCCUUGUAUGCCGUGUGAACCUCAGCCGCUGGUGUUACCUCGAGUGCCACAGUCUAAGAUGCUUUCCAUUACGUCCAAUCCGAUGAGUCUCUGUCAAACAUCCAGUGGCAGUCACCAGCCAAAUAUGAAUGGUUUGUUGGUUCAUGGGAUGCCCUUGCAGCCAAGAAAUCUCUCUCUGAUGGACAAACUCCUAGAUUUAGAUGACAAGCUACUUAUGAGACCUGGAUCCAGUACCAUCCUUUCUAACCGAAAUUGGCCAAAUCGCACACUGGAGCUCAGUUCGUCAUCUUUAUCAUAUACGGUCCAGUCUGCCAGGAGGCGCAACCCGCCACCACGUACCCUUCAUCCAAUUGGCACAAGCCAUUCACGCUCAGGGACACCAAGACCCAUGGAUGAAAUCAUCAGAGGAACCCGACUCCCAACAGCAGCUGACUCCUUGUCUUCUCCUUCACCGAUGCCGCUGAGUCGAAAUAACCUGCUUCCCCCAAUUGGCACAGCUGAUGUGGAGCACUUGAGCAGCGUGGGAUCACAGCGGCAGACGAAAUCUCGCAGUGAUUCUAGCAGAGCUCGCAGUGCAGUGGUGGAUGAGCCUAACCAGCAGCCCCAGGAGAGGCUCCUUUUACCUGACUUUUUUUCCAGACCCAACACCACCCAGUCAUUUUUGGCAGAUACACAGUGUCGACGUUCUUGCACUGUUAUUGAUUAUCCUAAUCAGUCCCGGGCUGGAAGAGGGUCUGCAGGUACAGGUGUCCAGUUACAUGGACCUGCAAGAUCUCAAAGUCGAGGUGGACCAGUCACUAGAACCAGACAGGGACCAUAGGACAAACCAAAACUCAAACCAAAGGUCAGGUGGUUGUGAGCUCAUCUGAGAUGUUUGUGAAUCAGUGUUCAGUCAGCUUCGUGAUGCAGAACUUGUUUACAAGAAAAACUUGAAACCAUCUUUAUGAAGAGUUAUUUUUGUAUCUCCUACUGGGAAAAAAACAGCAGUGUAUGCCAAAGAUUGUGUGGACCACUUGUCUUCCCUCAGAGCAAAUUCAGCCAUUCUACUGGACAAAAGGCUCUUACUUACCUAAGAUGUACCUCCCCCAAUCAUUGCUUAUGUUGUCUGUAAAGCAGGAUUAUCAAUUACUGCAGGAUUCAAGAAGUAACUGCAGGUGCAUGAAAAGCAGCAGUUACUUUACUGCUAUAGCAUUAAGCAGUCAUGUUCCCCAGAACACUUCUGCUUGUAUUUAAACUCCUAAAGAUAAUUUGAUUUUCUUAAUUUCAAAUGAAAUCAUUACAGGGGCAGUGUUGUCAGAAGGCUGAACUGCCACUCAAAUGAAAAUCCUUCCUAGAGUGAAAUCCAAAAUUAGGCAGACUGAUCCUCAAGGAAGAGAGAUACUUACUGGGGAUAAAACUGACAGUAAUAAAGACCACCUGGAAAACAUGAUGAA